GACAGCUCCUGGCCUCCGCAGCUCCCUCAGCGGGCGCGCCCGAUCUUCUGCGCCCCGCCUGCCCGGGGAUCAAAGAUGAUGAUUCCAUCAGGAGAGUGUACAUAUGCCGGUAGGAAGAGAAGGAAACCCAUUCAGAAGCGCCUUGCAGGAGACAUGUGUAUGGUCAGCUCCAGCCCUGUCACCUGAAGAACACUCAUACAGAGGGUUCCCUGUGCAGGAAGGACGGCUGCUGCUGGAGUCUCUCAAUGGCUUCGCUCUGGUGGUGAGUGCCGAAGGGAUGAUCUUUUAUGCAUCAGCAACAAUUGUGGACUAUCUGGGCUUUCAUCAGACAGAUGUCAUGCAUCAAAACAUUUAUGACUACAUCCAUGUGGAUGACCGGCAGGACUUCUGCAGACAGCUACACUGGGCCAUGGACCCUCCUCAGGUGGUGUUUGGGCAGUCCCCACAUGCUGACACAGACAAUACUGUCCUGGGGAAGCUGCUCAGGGCCCAAGAAGGAGGCAAGGGCUUGCCCUCAGAGUACUCGGCCUUCUUGACACGCUGCUUCAUUUGUCGUGUUCGCUGCCUGCUGGACAGCACCUCUGGCUUUCUGACCAUGCAGUUCCAAGGAAAACUAAAAUUCCUGUUUGGACAGAAGAAGAAGACACCAUCAGGAGCAGCCCUGCCUCCUCGACUCUCAUUGUUCUGCAUCGUGGCGCCAGUCUUGCCUUCUGUGACUGAGAUGAAAAUGAAAAGCACAUUCUUGAAGGCAAAGCACAGGGCAGACAUUGUGGUUACGAUGGACUCAAGGGCAAAAGCUGUUACAAGUCUAUGUGAAUCAGAAUUGCAUCCCAAACUCAAUUACUUAGCAGGAAGGAGCAAUGGAGAAAAUGGCAUUUCACUGUUCAGGGGACAAACAGAUAGGAGCCAUUGGGCCCGGGCUCUAGCCAGGUCUUCAUGUCUGUGCCUCAGGGGUGGUCCUGACCUGCUGGACCCCAAGGGGACUUCAGGGGACAGAGAAGAGGAGGACCAGAAGCACAUACUAAGGAGAUCCCCUGGUGCCUGGGGGCAGAGGGAGAUGCACAAGUACAGUUAUGGUUUGGAGACACCAGUACACUUGAGGCACCUGAACUGGAGCACAGAACAGCGAAGUCAGGAGGGCACUACCAAGCUGACUCGGCAGCCUAGUAAGAAUGAGCCAUCCACAUGUCUGGUGCCCCGUGGUUCCUGUGUGCCCUACCCUGGAAGCGAGGGCAUGCUCAGUGCCAGCAACAUGGCUUCUUUUAGAGAUUCACUAGACCAUCCCACUGGUGCCUACUGCAGUCAGAUGAACAGACCCUUGCCGGAUAUCCACCAGGGCCAGGUGGAUCCUUCCACCUGCCAUAUCUCCCAGGGCAGUCUGGGAUCUAGGAUCCCUCUGUCUGGAAUGCAGCGCUUCACAGCUAGGGGAUUUUCUACAGAGGAUGCAAAAUUGCCCAGCCUGCCAGUGACCAUAGGCACCCCAUGCAACCCAGUAUUGUCACUGGAUGUGCCAAUCAAGAUGGAGAAUGAAUCUGGGUCCCAGGAUAUAGUUGAAGCUAGUGCAACUAGCUGUGUGUGGCUGGGAACCAGCGACAUGGCCAGAAGACAUCUGGUUGGUUUCCCUGCCAGGAUGCACCUGAAAACAGAGCCCGACUAUAGGCAGCAGGCCUGUACCCCACACCUUGGUCAUGGUAUGCUGGGAACUAAUCCCUACAGCAGAGAUACUGUUGGAUCCUGUAGGGAGCAUGCUCCUCUUUACUCUGCACAUUGCACCUGCCUGGAUCCAGAGCCUCCUCAUCACCUCUUCAUGUGUAGCCACAGUGAGAGCCAGCACCCCUCAUUGGACCAAGACUGCAGAGCUCCUAUUGUUAAGCGUGAGCCUCUGGACUCACCAUCAUGGGCUGCUCCUGGGCAGGUGACUGUGCCCAGGAUGUUCCCUAAGAGUGCCUCUAUAACUGUGAUCCCAUCCAAAGGCUCUGAUGGAAUUUUCCUACCCUAGAGUUGCUCCUCUGCUGGAAAUUCAGUCCUUGGAUAAUGGAACAUGAUCAGAGAUUCUUAUAGUGACCCUCUUUACAGAACUCAGUGGGUGAGGCUGAGAUUCCCUGUGUGUAGCAUAGCAGUAGAGCAUUCUGAAUCACAUAGAACAUCAGAGGAUUCUCAUGCAUAAACCUCAAUCUGUUCAAGUGGACAGCAUUUCUCUUUGAGAAAUUAAAAUGUUUAAGGAAGUAGCUAACAGUAUUCUAUUCUGGCCAGGGCUCAACUGAUUGUCAAAAUGAUGUGUUCCUCGUGUCCAAGCUUGUUACACCUCCUGCCUGUAUGUAGCAGGAAUUCAGAGGCUCUUAAUCAAGAACCGAGGCUGUACUUUGCAUAAUGAUAGUCAUGGAAACACCAUGGUGAUUUUGGUGGGUCGCUGAGUAUGG
Molecule: messenger RNA, 2420 nt
Organism: Mus caroli (Ryukyu mouse)
Lineage: Eukaryota; Metazoa; Chordata; Mammalia; Rodentia; Muridae
Source: RefSeq, a predicted model, not a curated record